Molecule: messenger RNA, 2705 nt
Organism: Daktulosphaira vitifoliae (grape phylloxera)
Lineage: Eukaryota; Metazoa; Arthropoda; Insecta; Hemiptera; Phylloxeridae
Product: pendrin-like
Exons: 3
Coding region: 511-2490 (659 amino acids)
Biological process (GO): transmembrane transport
Cellular component (GO): membrane
Molecular function (GO): sulfate transmembrane transporter activity; bicarbonate transmembrane transporter activity; oxalate transmembrane transporter activity
Source: RefSeq, a predicted model, not a curated record
UAUGGAAAGUACACGUUAAACUAAAUUGUAUUACGUUAAUAUGUGUAUUCUUAUCAACUUAAUCCUUUUCAUGUUAGCAAAACCAUGUCAGUGUCAAUUAAAACUACUUAGAUUAUCUAAAACAUUGAAAGAUUAACAACAGAUAGUGCAAUAAUCACUAAUCACGCCUUCCAUUAAUUAUAUUACCAACCUGAUAUUACUACUUUAUCUUAAAAAUAACAGAUAAAAUGAAGUUUCAGUGUAGAUAGGUAUUUAAUAUGUUGAAGAACGUUUACAAAAUUAUGUAGUUUGAUAUUUGGUACAGUUAUAUUUGGACGAUAUAUAUUUACAAAUAUUUGGGAGUUGAUGUUAAUUAAUCAAGAAAAAGUCUUUCCUUUUAAAUUUUUUGUUAAUUUAUAAAUAAUUUAAGCUAUACUUAAGUAUAUAUUUAUUUCGUAAAAUAUUAUUAGUUUUUGUGUUAUCUAUUUGUAGUGAAUUAAUAAUUUUAAUACUUUAAAGUUUACAGUAAAAAUGAGUAAUUUAAAUUACAUACAAGAUACUAUGAAUGGUAAUCCUGAAAUUAUCACUCAAAGAAGUAUUUACCAAAUUGAUACAGUAAAUAAUGAAAAGAGUAGGCCUGUUAAUAAAAAACACAAGAAAAAACGAAAAUGGUCUGAUAACAUUCGAUCUACUCUACCAAUAAUCGAUUGGUUAUUUUUGAAUUAUAAUUGGUCUGGAUGGCUUAUGGAAGAUACUAUGUCUGGAAUUACAGUAGCUGUACUAAAUAUACCUCAAGGAAUGGCAUACUCUAUUUUGGCAAAUGUCGAACCAACGGUUGGCUUAUAUAUGGCCGUUUUUCCGGUUUUAAUAUAUGCAAUAUUAGGAACAUCCAAACACAUAUCUUUAGGUGUGUUGUCCGUCACUUGUCUGAUGACUGGUAAAAUAGUUUCUGAGUAUGCUAAUGACCUUGCUGAUGAACCCACAGGAUAUUCAGAAUUGCAAGUAGCAACCGCUGUCACUAUGGUGGUUGGUAUUGUACAGCUUUUGAUGUACGUAUUUCGUUUGGGCUUCAUAUCAACUAUCUUAUCAGAUACUUUAGUCAGCAGUUUUACCGGUAGUGUUUCAGUUAUAGUACUCACUUUACAAUUUAGAGAACUCUUAGGAAUAGAAGCUGAUCGAAGACAAGGACUACUUCACGUACCUUUUACUUAUUAUGACUUUGUUGAUUGUUUUCAUACAAUCAAUUGGAUAACCACCACAGCAUCAAUGAUUACUAUACUAACAUUAGUUUUAUAUAACAAGUACCUAAAAGAAAAAAUUAAUAAAAAAACGUUCAUUCCUAUACCAAUUGAACUAAUUGUAACUAUCAUCAGCACUUUAAUCUUUCAAUUCACCACUAUCGCCCAAGAUCAUCAUAUGAAAUUGGUGGGUGAGAUUAAAUCUGGUUUACCUACUUUUGAAGUGCCUCCAGUCAAAUUGUUUCAAUCAGUAUUAUUUGACAGUUGUGUUAUCGCCUUAGUAGCGUAUUCAUUUUCAAUGUCAUUAGCUCUACUUAUGUCAGAAAAGAUGAAGUAUGAACUAGAUAAUAACCAAGAGUUAUUGGCUCAAGGUAUGAGUAACGUAAUAGGAUCGUUUUUUGCUUGUUUACCGUGUGCUGCAUCACCUUCCCGUAGCGCCUCAAUGCAAGCUAUUGGAGGUAAGACUCAAAUGGCUAGUAUAGUGUCAGCAGGAAUAAUUGUAGUUAUUUUACUAUGGAUUGGUCCUGUUUUUGAACCUCUUCCUCGCUGUGUAUUAUCUAGUAUAGUAGUAGUGGCACUUAAGGGUAUAUUUAUUAAAAGCUUUGAUAUUAUAAAAAUUUGGAAAAAAUCAAAAUCAGAUAGUAUUAUAUGGAUUGUAACAUACUUAACAGUUAUUUUGUACGAUAUCGACAUAGGACUAUUAGCUGGAGUCGUUGUAUCUUUAGUAGUAGUUUUAUUUAAAAGUUUGUUGAUUCAAAUGCAUGUAUUAGGUCGAAUAUCCAAUACUGACCUUUAUGUAAAUUUGGAUACGGUUAGUAAUGCUGUUGAAAUACCGAAUAUUAAAAUUAUACAGUUCAUAGGCAACUUAAACGUUUUAAAUCGAUAUUCGUUCAAAAAGAAAUCAACAGAAAUAACAAAAUUUGGAAGUAUCAGCGAUAUAUUACCAUUAAAUGAUGUCGUUAUAGCUGAUAAUUCGAAUGGAAAAGUAAAUAAUAAUAAUGAUUUACGAAAAUGCGUGGUCAUUGACCUUUCUGGUCUUCAAUAUAUAGACUUAGCUGGAGCAAAAAUGCUUUUGGAUUUGACAAAUUCUUUGAUCUCUGACAAAAUUGAUGUAUAUAUAGCGGCUAUACCGAUAAAACCUUAUAACUUCCUCAGAGAUUUUGAUUUAAAAAAUUUAAAAUUGAUUAAAUUUUUUCCGACAGUACACGACGCCGUGUCAUUCCAUCUAAGUAACAACAACAAUUUCAAAUCUCUAAGUAUUAUCCUACCUUAAAAUAAUACAAUGCUACUGAAAUAAUCAUUAUUUAUAUUAAUUGUAAUGAUAAUUGUUACUAUUAAUUGAUAUGUCAAUAUUGUAAUUUAUUUUUAAAUUAAUUAAGAGUUGUUAAAAAUGUAAACAUUUGUACAAAUUAUUAUGUUGAUUAAUUGUAUUUAAACUGUGAUUACAAUCUUUUUAUACAUAUAUUUGUUUAAAAUAUAUUUUAUUAC